AAAAUUGGUUGGUAUGCAAUCUCUGUCUAUGCCAUUUCAAUUUCGAUCUAACCCUUGUGUUGUAUCAAUUCCUCUUACCACAGUUAGCAUAAGUAACAUACUCACCUUUAUUCCAAGCUCUAACCAUUUCGACUUGUUGCUAACUAGAUUGAGGAUAGUGAUCUUUGUCUUCGCCAACAACAUCGUCCACUUGAACAAAAAAUCAAAAAGACCCUGAAAUAUCUGAACUUUUAAAAGCCGCACUUUUUAUUUGUUGUGUGUGAGAUUUUGAUUUGAUGGGAAAAUAUCUUGAAUCUGCGGCGAGGCUGGCGGAGCUAUCGCGGAUUGUGUCAUCUGCUGCGAAGCCCAACAGGCCAAAGAGAGCGCUACCCAGAUCGCCCAACCGUGUGGCGACUCCUCGAAGUGCGAACCCAUUUGGUGUUAAGGUCGAACCUGCGAAAAAGAUGGAACCUUUGGAAGAAGAACAACAAUGUCGGACACCCCUCGCCAAGGUUGUCUCAGAUUGCUCCAAGCGCUGGUUCCAGGACACCCUCAAGGAGGCUAAGGCUGGGGACACUACCAUGCAGGUUUUGGUUGGUCAAAUGUAUUACUCUGGAUAUGGUGUUGCGAGGGAUCCCCAAAAGGGGCAUGCUUGGAUUAGUAAAGCAUCAAGGAACCGAAAUUCAGUUUGGAAAUUGUGCGGUAAACGGCCAGGUUACAGAGCAAGUGAUUCUGAUUCAUGUGAACUGGAGGAAAAAGAUAAAUAUUUUCCUUAAUUUGCAAGUAUAACUCUUUAUUUUUUUUUCUUCUAAAAAGAUUGAAUUUCUAUUUCAAUUCUAUGGUAUAGUAUAUGUGAACUUAUUGUCACUGAUACUGGUGGUUAUUUAUUGUAACAUCCAAAACAUAAGUCAAAUUUUGUUAACUGACAGUUGCUCUACAAUGGUGUCUCUAUUUUUGAAUUA
Glycine soja is the source of this 941-nucleotide messenger RNA. RefSeq lists its product as uncharacterized. NCBI's taxonomy places the organism in Eukaryota, Viridiplantae, Streptophyta, Magnoliopsida, Fabales, Fabaceae. Gene Ontology annotation, molecular function: protein binding. The coding region runs from base 276 to 755 and encodes 159 amino acids. The record is from RefSeq and is a predicted model, not a curated record. The transcript has 3 exons.